Ylistrum balloti is the source of this 983-nucleotide messenger RNA. RefSeq names its product carbonic anhydrase 7-like. Gene Ontology annotation, molecular function: carbonate dehydratase activity; zinc ion binding. The record is from RefSeq and is a predicted model, not a curated record. Lineage: Eukaryota; Metazoa; Mollusca; Bivalvia; Pectinida; Pectinidae. Gene Ontology annotation, cellular component: cytoplasm. Bases 2 to 961 code for a protein of 319 amino acids. The transcript has 7 exons.
CAUGGACGUACUGACCAUCAUACUUCUGAUAGUGCUGGUUUACUGUGUUAACAGUACGACACUACCGAGGAGACAACCGAACCUUGGAACAACCACAUGUUCAGGGAUAAGGAAAAACAACUUCUAUAGUUAUGACCGAGGAUCACCUAUAGGCCCGCGGCAAUGGUGGAGGUGUUACGAUGAGUGUAAUGGGCCCCAUCAGAGCCCUAUUGAUAUAAGAUUGAGGACCGUCCGGUGUAUGGGAUCUGGCGAAGAAGAAAUCCCUGGAUUCUUAUGGUACAAAAGUCCUAAAGGAUAUGCCAGAGGAAGUUUUGUUAACAAUGGUCAUACUAGUACAUUUUCACUACUGAAUCACGGUAAUGUUCGCACGUAUGGUAAAGUACUGAGAAACGUUCCGCACGAGGAGGACACCGACUACGUGUUUUCUGAACUGCACUUCCACAUUGGUGCAAACGGAAGUCGGACAGGAUCGGAACAUCGGAUCAAUGGGAAGGGCUUCCGGGGUGAGAUUCAUAUGGUUCACUGGAAGAGGACUCGGGAGAUGAGGACAUACGUGGAAGGGUCAAGAGCAAACGAUGGUGUGGUGGCUAUUGGUAUCUUCUUCAACGUAGUGAGGCGCUGUCACACGGAGGCGGAUAGACUUAUAUUGAAUUACGUGUCCCAUACAAGAAAAUACCUGGCAGUGAAAGAACCGGCGUUUGUAAACCCCAGUCUUUUACUUCCGGCUGAUGGUAGAUAUUUUACAUACGAAGGAUCUAAAACCACGCCCCCUUGUAAUACGAAUGUCAGAUGGAUAGUGUACAAAACACCAACAACAAUCUGUUACAGGAGUUACAGGGUAUUAAUGGGACUGCAAGUGGCAGAGGUUGGUCACCCUUUUCUGCGAAUGUUUGGAAAUGAUCGUCCCAUUCAGAACAAUGGCAUUUACAAUGUACAAGGUAAUUUCCUGCGAUGUGAUUAAAUAUAUCAAUUACCAUAUCACA